AUGACUAAAAUAGAUCGCAGAGAGAGAAGAUACGAAGGAAUGGCAGACGACUUGAUAAUCGUUAGCCAAGGAGUAAUGUACGCAGAGUUAAAUGACUUCUUCUCCAAAUUCCUCAAAGACGAUUCAUACGCCGGAAUGGACUACAAGCCAUACAGCACGCCAAUAGAAAUAACUCUGAAGCUCGGAAAACCAGCAGGACUCCUCGAGAACAACAAGCUGAGAAUAAAACAGCUCAUUUCCCUGAUACAGAUGAGAUUUGGCCUCGAGAAGGACUCUGUCUCCAUCUUCAUAGAGCAGGUGAAGAACAAGGCGCUCAACGCACAGAUCCAGGCAGAUUUCAUUAGAGAAAAGAUCAGCGCCGCCAUCCCCGUUAGAAAGGCAGUGUCCAGCGCCAUCAGAACCAUCAUGGAAGGAGGAGCAGGAGGUGUGCAGGUCGUCAUUUCAGGAAAACUCAGAGGACAGAGAGCAAGAAGCUACAAAGUAACCGGAGGAAUACUGAUGCACUCAGGAAAUGCAACAAAAGACUACGUAAAGAAAGGACAAUCAAGCAUUCUGCUGAAGCAGGGAGUGCUGGGAAUCAAGGUAGCUAUCACGCUGAACUACGACCCCACAGGAAAGACAGGAACACCAGUCCAGCACCCCAACAGAGUAACAAUAUUCUCCCCAGAAGAGCUCCAUGAAAUGAGAAAAGUAAAGACACCAAAGGCAAAGGUCUACGAACAAAACAAAUAA
Nematocida minor is the source of this 732-nucleotide messenger RNA. RefSeq names its product small subunit ribosomal protein S3e. Gene Ontology annotation, cellular component: nucleus; cytosolic small ribosomal subunit. Lineage: Eukaryota; Fungi; Microsporidia. The transcript has a single exon. Bases 1 to 732 code for a protein of 243 amino acids. Gene Ontology annotation, molecular function: RNA binding; structural constituent of ribosome. The record is from RefSeq and is a predicted model, not a curated record. Gene Ontology annotation, biological process: translation.